AUGAAACAGCAAAAAAAAUUAGUGCUACAUUUCGAUUUGAAUAAAACUAUACUGUUGGCGGAUUCCAAAUAUACAACUCAAACCAAAGAAGAAUGUGUAUGAAAAGAAAUCUUUUGUUUUAGUUAUAAGAAAUUCUGGUUGGAUAUGCAUGGGGUAAAUUAGAAUAGAGGGAUGAGAAAUCCCCAGUCCUAUGGAAAUUAUUAACAAACAACUUCACUCCAAUCAGACCUAGUGAAGAUAUGAUUUCAUAUAAGGAAUACAUAUGUUAAUAAUUUCCACUCAAAACAGAAGGAGAUCCAGAUGAUAUUACAGAAUAUAAUAACAGUGCCAUGUAAGAGAGAUUAAUAAUUUAUUCUAGAGAACAACGCAAGCAAUUAUAUUUUCAGUUUGUUAAAUUAGGGUAACCUUGUAUGAAGUUGAAACCAGAAUAUGACAGGAUUGUCAAAUUGAUUGUAUAGUUUGCAUCAUUAACAUGUAUUAGACGUUGCCUAAGGCUGUGAUUGAAGAAUUAAAGUAAUAAGCUGAGGAAUUUGGAUUCUUAAAUGAGGAUGAGGUUAAGUAAAGAAAUCUAAAUUAAUUGUUAUCGGACAAGGAUAUGCUAAAUAAUUUAUUUUCAGAUAAUAAAUAUCAAUUGUUGCCUACAUUUUAUAAGACAAUAAUCAAUUUGAAAAAAUAAAAGAGAGAAUUUGCAAUAGUAUUUCGACCAUUUGGAACAGAUCCAAAAAACAUUUUGAGAGAAUUUAAUAAAUUUUGCUUAGGAGAACAUCCAUGUUUUAGUGGUAGAAAUAACACUCCCAUAGUUAAAUUUGAUGGAUCAAAAGGGACUAAGAAUUAUAUCAUUUUGGAUAAACAAUGUGCCUUAGUUUAUAGACAAUAAAAUUAAUUGGUGACAGGAACUUUGAGAAGAACUGACAAAUAACAAUUGGAAGAUGGAUAUGAAAAGGAAUUGGAAGAAGAAUAAGUCUAAAUAUACAAUGAAACAUAAAUGCUCUUAAAGAUUACAGAAUCGUUGAAGGAAAGUUGUGCUUUGUGCUACGUUGAUGAUUAUCACUUUUAUUAAGCAUAACCAAGUGAAUAGAAUGCUAAAUAGUUGUAUGUUGAUUAAUAAGAUCCUGAUACACUUCACAUAUUUUUUGAUGAUGGAAUUCAAGAGUAAUUCAUACUUAAUAAUUAGAAAUGAAAAUAACUUAGUUUAAGUAACAGACUGUGUGACAUUGGAAAAUCUAAGUAGAAAGAAGUGUUUGAAUAAGUACUUAGUACAUGUGGACAUUUUGGAUGUUAUCAAAGAUCCUGAUUACUUCAUAAAACAAAUUGAAAUAUGUGAAAGAAAUAGAAAUGAGGAAAUUGAAAGAAUAGAGAAGGGAAUCCCUGAAGAAUAAGCUGAAAUACCCAAGAAGACUGAUUGGGAAUUGUUGGAAGAAUGUUCUGAUGCUGAUUACCUACGAAAGACAAUCUUGCCAUUGUUGAUGCCUGCUUUAUAAUUAGUGGACAUAGAGAGGCCCAAAGAUCCUCUUGAAUUCAUAGCCAUGUAUUGUUUAAAGAACAAAGAGAUGGUAAAGAUUCCAUAGCCCCCUGAAUAAUAAGAAUGAAAUAAUUCUAAUUUUAUAUUAUUAUAAAACAUCAAAG
Paramecium octaurelia is the source of this 1626-nucleotide messenger RNA. Lineage: Eukaryota; Ciliophora; Oligohymenophorea; Peniculida; Parameciidae. The record is from the annotation of a GenBank genome assembly.